AAAGAGAUAAAAUCAACUUCCUGGAGCAAUCACUGCACGACCUUAGGGAAAGGCAGAAUGACUAUGAGAACAGAAGUGGUACCGAGAAUGGAAACCCUGGUAGCAAUCAAGGAAAUGUGAUGGGUAAUGGAAAGGAAAAUAACAUAUUAGAACUCUCCAAGGAUUUGAAGAAAAUCACCCCUCCUAAGUUCGAUGGGAGGCAGAUUGGUGAAGGGGCUGAAAAUUGGCUAAAUGAAAUGGAAAAAUAUUUUGAGCUAAGAGAUUUUAGCGAAACAACUAAGGCUUUAUGGGGCUCCUAUCAACUCACAGGGGAGGCGGCUAGCUGGUGGACCAACACCAAGGAACAAAAUGGGUAUAACAGGGAUACAAUCACAUGGGAUCAAUUUGUUCACCAUUUUCGAGAUAGGUGGCUCCCUCAAUUGUUCUUUGAUGAGAAAGUGACAGAAUUCCAUAAUCUACGUCAAGGGUCCCUAUCCGUUCAACAAUAUUGGGAUAAGUUUGCCAAGUUGCUUAAAUAUGUGCCUAUGUACCAAAGGGAUGAAGAAGGCCAAGCAAGGAAAUUCAUUUUGGGGCUGAAUACCAACAUAGGGGCAGAGGUUGAUAUGCAUGGACCCAGAAAUAUGAAUGAAGUACUUGAAAAGUCCCUAAGGCAAGAGAGGAAGAUUCAGACACUAGCAGGACGAAACUAUAAUGGGAAUCACUCAUUCAAAAGGAAGCAAGAAUUCAAUGGAAACACUAAUUUCAACAAGGGUCAAAGGAAUAACUCUUCCGAAAGGAGACCACCGCCUAAUCAAUAUCAGAGGAAUGGGAAUGAUAAUAACAGGGGCAAUAAUAACAGGGGCAAUGAUAACAGGGGCAAUAAUAACAGGGGCAAUGAUAACAGAGGCAACUAUAACAGGAAUGACCAGCAGAAAAGGAUAACUUAUCCACCCAGGGGAAAUGAAACAAGGAAUGAUCCCCCUAGAAAUCAAGGUAGGAGAGGUCCUCCAGGCGGAUGCUUUAUGUGCGGGGAAAACCAUUUUGCUAGAGAUUGCCCCAGGAUGCAAGGACAAAUUAGAGCCAAUCAACCCCAACAAGGGCCCCAACAGAGGAUUCAUGCAGCAGUUAGGAACCAAAGAAGGAGAUACCAGAAUGUUCCCGUGGAAACUACAGGUCCAAGAAACGGGGGGAAUAAUGAUAGAGCCAUUCAGAAUCUUGGAGAGGCGCCAGUGCCAGUUGCGCAACAGAGAGGUUGAUCAGUGCAAAGUGCAAUGGGACCAGUAUGACGAGAAGAAUGCCACGUGGGAGGAUACUAAGGAGAUGCAGCAGCUAUUUCCCUUUUUGUUUUGAACAUGAACUAUAAACUCUUUUGAAUGCAUUUAAUAAGUGCAUCGGGACGAUGCACCGAUUAA
Molecule: messenger RNA, 1391 nt
Organism: Cryptomeria japonica (Japanese cedar)
Lineage: Eukaryota; Viridiplantae; Streptophyta; Pinopsida; Cupressales; Cupressaceae
Exons: 2
Coding region: 120-1235 (371 amino acids)
Molecular function (GO): zinc ion binding; nucleic acid binding
Source: RefSeq, a predicted model, not a curated record